AUGGCCGAUUUAGAAGUACAACUGCGUCCUCAUCCACCAACCCAGUUGAAGAGUCCUCCAGCGAGUGCAACUACGUCAAUAUCCAGUUUAUCAAACUUUGAAGGUAGAGCCAGUACACAGAAGGUUUUGAACGAACAAGCAGCUAAUACUGGUCUGUCUAUCAGGACCACUGGGAAAUAUCCUCCAAGUAACUCAUUAUCUCAGGAAACUAAUGCUAGUAUCAAGAAUGAGCCUUUUUCUUCUUCUUCUUCUUCUUUUUCCAAUACUGCUACUCCUUUGUUCAAGGCCAAAUCGUCUGAAAACUCAGCAACUACUACUACCGCUCAUAAUUAUCAACCAGAUGAGGUUAUAUCACAAAGUUUACCUACACCUCCUUCAAAAUCAAAAAGCGAAGAAGAAUCUCCCUCAAAUUCUGGUCCUGAUCAACCAAAUGUUAGAGAGACUACUCACAUUAAUAAUGAUGGUACUGCUACUUCAAAAUCCAAUAUUUCAAGUCCAAUUUGUCGUAAUUGUAAAACCCAAACUACGCCUUUAUGGAGAAGAGACGAAACGGGCCACGUUUUGUGCAAUGCGUGUGGGUUGUUUUUGAAGUUGCAUGGAAGACCAAGGCCUAUUAGUUUGAAAACAGAUACUAUAAAAUCAAGAAAUAGAGUGAAGCAAGGUGCUAAUGGACAUGGACAUGGAACUUCCUCGGGCAAACCUUCAACUGCCAACACUCCUGAGCCUAAAUCGAGGGAUUCGAAAAAUGGCAAAAAGUCACCAAAAAUCAAGAAACUCAAAAACGGAAGCACGAGCGAUUUGACACCACUUUUACCAGCAACUGUAAAUAGCACUCCCGCUGCUCUCAAGCAUGCAGAGCCCACCUCCUCGCCUCUGACCACCACCACCACCACCACCUCCUCCUCGCAAUUACAACCACAAUCACAAUCAUCAUUUUCAGGUCAUUCACAAUAUAAUGUCCACUCUCACCUCAAUAUUCCUAAUCAUGUAUUGCAAGCUUAUCAGGUACCAUUACAUUAUCCUUCUUCCACCCCAACCCAGUUUGCACCUGGUUCAAGGAGAAUCACUUCUCCAUUGAUGUUGUCCACAACGUCAUCAUCUGCGGUGAGAAAUGAGCCCAUCAGUGUAAUUGAUAAUAACAUAAGUUCUUUGCAAGCUGCUGCCGGAGUUUUAGAGAAUUUGUCAAACGAGUUAGGUCCUAGUGCCACUUUCAAUGCAACUUACGCAUCGAAGAACACUAAAAGCAAUGGUAUUUCAUUAAUGAGAAAAAGCGAUACAAAAAAUGGUUCUAGUUCAAGCGGCAGCUCAUCGAUUUUCUCAAGUGUGACUCCACCAAAUCUUCCUCGAUUACCGGCAUUGAACAAGAAGUCAACAGCGUUUUCUUCGGAAGUACACUCGAGGUCGGCAACUCCUUCAUUGCCUCCGUUGCACGGAAUGGCCUCUGGAGAAUCAUCUUUUACAAGUUUGAGUCAAUUUCUGCACAGUGUGCAUCCACAGCAAUCACUGUUUGAUCAACUGCGAAACUCAAGUGAGAUACCAGCUAGCGGAGAAAAUGGAAGUAAUAUAGCUGAUAGUUCGAGGGAGAAUUUAAAUAAUGUAGGUAAUGAUCAAAAUAAUAGUAACAACAGUAGCAGCCACAACAACAACAACAACAACAACAACAACAACAACAACAACAACAACAACAACAAUAAUAAUAAUAAUAAUAAUAAUAAUGAAAGUAACAACAGCGGUGGUGAUAGCAAUAGCAACAAUAAUCAAUCAGGAUACAACUCAUCUCACGAAAUAACUAUUUUAAAGACAAGAAUCUCUGAAUUAGAAUUGGUUAAUGAUUUAUACAGGACUAGAAUCAUGGAGUUAGAAGCUAUGGAGCAAGCAGCCAGACUUCGAGAAAACUCAAUGAGAAAGAGAUUGGACGAAGUGAUGAACUUACAAGCAAGUGUAAUACUUCAGCAUCAACAAGAGCAAAAGCCAUCGCAGCUGAGGGAAAGUGAAUUUGCAGGUAAUAACUCAGCAGUAGCGGCAACAGGAGCAGCGCCAGCACUAAUUUCAUUGUCAUCUUCACUGCAGUCAGGACAUCCACAGGCUAUCCAUUAUGGCGAACAAACCGAUUUUCAGCAUCAAUCACCCGGCAGCUCUUCCAAUUCAUCACACAAUAUUUCGAAUUCCGCAAAACCUAAUGUCGUUGCACAGGAAAAUCCUAAUCCUCUGGUGACAUCAAUGGACUCGAGCUCGUCAAGUGGAUUUGCUGUUCCAAAAUCUCAUUUUGGUCAAGGUCAAAGCGAUUUUGUUGUCUUGCCACCUUUGAAAAGAGAUCAUGAUGCUUCAUUCACCCAGAGUGUAGAAAAGAAACCAAAGUUGAACUAA
Lodderomyces oxycetoniae is the source of this 2367-nucleotide messenger RNA. It is a transcript of the gene GZF3, whose product is annotated as Gzf3p. The transcript has a single exon. Gene Ontology annotation, biological process: negative regulation of transcription by RNA polymerase II; positive regulation of transcription by RNA polymerase II. The coding region runs from base 1 to 2367 and encodes 788 amino acids. The record is from RefSeq and is a predicted model, not a curated record. Gene Ontology annotation, molecular function: DNA-binding transcription factor activity, RNA polymerase II-specific; RNA polymerase II cis-regulatory region sequence-specific DNA binding; zinc ion binding. NCBI's taxonomy places the organism in Eukaryota, Fungi, Ascomycota, Pichiomycetes, Serinales, Debaryomycetaceae.